CUGUCCUGGCUAUAAGUCGCCCGAGCGCCGAGAGGUAGGAGCUUGGCCUUCGACUCCCAUCGCCAGUUGCAUCCAUGCCUGGCGCCGCCGUCUACGUCGCUGCCGUGGUCGGGACCGUUGCGGUUGCAGUUGCCUUCAAGGAGUUCGUGUACGAGCCUCACAUCGCCCCAAGAAUCGAGCAAUGGGCCGAAGAAUUCAUCGCGAGGCGCAGAGCGGGCCGACGACGUGCUCUUGCCCCGCCCGUGCAAGCCCAGAUGUCUGACGACGCCCCGAGGAACGGACCUGGACCAGUCAACAGUGGCUUCGACGACGACGACGACAAUACUCCCCUAUCCAUCGAGCUUGAACGCUUGGUGAACACUGAGGUAUCAGAAUGGCGGCAGCAAGUCGGAUCUUCGAAUCUGAGGCGCAGACAACCGACCAGACUGGAGGAGUCGAACGUUACGAUUGCUCACCCUGUUAUAAGUCCUACGCAUGUUCUCUUUGACCACUCUGAGCCGUCGUCACCGGCAUCCACCUUAUCCAUGAGGCAAAGAAGCCGCCUCGCCUCCCAGUCGUCUGCGAACGGUGCGCCACAGCCGUCACCGCCGAUGGUGCAGAUCAGGAAUUCACCCGUGUUGCCGUCUCGCGGACCACCUACCCCCGUAUCUCUGGCAGCCUCCUCUCUGACCAUCAGCUCGGUAUCGUCCCGUGCAUCCUCACCCGAGUCGUGGGCAUUCAACAGCGCGAUAUCGGCGUCAGGCGCGUACCACGCCGAUGUUCAGCCCGCGCCUACGUCCCCCUUCUCGGAUGUGCAUGCCGUUCCGGUGCUGUCGCCCGUCUUCGGACAUGUUGCACCGCUCCCGGCAUCCGCCCCGGUGGUGGACGUGCACGUCCUUUCUCCGCGAUCCGCCCACGUGCAGUCCGACUUUGACUUCCUAUCCGCCUCCGACGACGAAAUCAUGUCUCUCGUCUCGAGCAUGUCGCCCGACGCCAGCCUGCACGGAGAUGAUCUACAGGUCCUCUCCGAUGAAACCGAUGACGACGAGGCUGGCGACCUCUCUGGCUGGACGAGCGUCGGCCCACGGCGCUGACCGGCGAGGAUCUCAUCCAUCGCCGGCUUCUCGCCGGCUUGUAGAGCUCAUCGCAUACCCGGCAUUAUUCUCAACUACAGUGGAUUGUACAUCGUUGUACACAUUUAGUGAUUGCCGCGGCUUGCGGUAUCUCAGUCAUUCUAUCUCAGUCAUUCUCUCUGUGUUCCCAGUCGAAUCUCUAACCCUUCCCCAGUGUUUUCCCGCGACUCUCUCGGCCGUUGUACAUUGUUAUUUUGUACAAAAUACUAUUGGAUGAACAUUGAUAGAUCGUUUU
Punctularia strigosozonata HHB-11173 SS5 is the source of this 1347-nucleotide messenger RNA. RefSeq lists its product as uncharacterized. The transcript has 3 exons. Bases 75 to 1073 code for a protein of 332 amino acids. Lineage: Eukaryota; Fungi; Basidiomycota; Agaricomycetes; Corticiales; Punctulariaceae. The record is from RefSeq and is a predicted model, not a curated record.